UGCACCAACACAGACAACUCUUCCACCAUAUCCCUCUCUCUCUCUCAUGGGUUCCUCAGAUGAUGACUGUGCAGAGCAGCCCUUGUCUCCACCAGGCCGUCUCUACCCCCAUCCCCGAUGGAACCUAAUAAUCCACUGCGCCAUCGGCUUCAAGAACCCUAUAGAUAUAGACGCCAUCAAGCCCCGCCUCAAAACCUCCCUCCUUCUCUCCCACCCCAGAUUCUCAAGCCUCGUGGUCCGCGACUCCCACGGCGUCAAGCACUGGCAAAAAGCAACCCACAUUGACCUCGACCGCCACAUCAUCAUCUCCACAACCCCGUCUCUACCGCAUCACAGCCUGUUGACCAUGAUACCGCUGUCAACGACCACUUGAUAUGAAGGAAGCAGCCAGCUGCAAUGCAACCAUAAGUAAUUAACCAAGAACCUCAAGUAAUGGAUAAUGAGUCACAUCAUGUAUUAUAUUUUUUAUUUUACAACCUUCAUGCUCUUUUUACUUCUUUUUUUUUUUGGUCAAGAUGCUCUUUUUACUUCUUAACACUCAUAUGAAGAAUCAGUAAACUGCACGUCCACUCUAUUAGAGGAGUGAUAUACAAUUUGGCACGUAAAUGUGGUCUCCCUACCGACACUCGAUCUAGAGACUCAUGAAUUUCAUCCCAAUUUUCUAACUUCUCUUAUUGCCAUUAAUGAGACAAAUGAUCAAGAUGGGCAUGCAUAUAUAAUCUAUAUUGACUGUAAGGAAAAGGGUGGUGAUAAUCUAAAUUUUAAUUCCCUUUUGAUACAAUAAUUUUGCUUUCUAUAAAGAAAGCAAAAUCAACCCAACAACCCCACGUAUCAAAACCACAACCUUCUUCUUCUUCUUCUUCUUCAUCUCUCUGUCUGUGUUUCAUGGGUUCGUCGGCAGCUGACAAGUUCUCAGACGAGCCCAUAACCCCAAUUGGUGGGUUCUUCCUCCAACCCCAAAUGGACCAAAUAAUCCACUGCACCAUGGGCUUCAAAAACCCCAUUGACAUCGCCGCCAUUAAAUCCCACCUCAAAGCCUCCCUCCUUCUUUCCCACCCCAGAUUCUCAAGCCUCAUGGUCCGCGGCCCCCGAGGCCUCAAGCAAUGGCACAGGACCUCCCACGUCGACCUCGACCGCCACAUCAUCGUCGUCCCCAACACCAUCACAACCGCAUCAAACUUUGACCAUGAGGCCGCGGUCAACGCCUACUUGGCCGACCUCUCCACCAGCUCUGACCUCAGCGCCGACAAACCUCUGUGGGAAUUUCAUCUCCUCAUGGCCCACAACUGCGGCGUCUUCCGCAUCCACCACGCUCUGGGAGAUGGGACUUCAAUCAUGUCUCUGUUCUCGGCGAGUUUCAGGGGAGCUGAAGAGGAAGAAAAGCUACCGGCUUUGGGCUCUGCCGGGAAGAAGAGAAACAGAGUGAAUGGUGAAAAGGGCUGGUGGGUUUUGUUGAUUGGGUUUGUGGGUAUGGUUUGGUUCAGCUUGAUUUUUGCGGUGCAGUUUGCGUUGAGGUGCUUGUGGGAUUGUGACAGAAAAACAGAGAUAAGUGGCGGCGAUGGAGUUGAGCUCUGGCCUAGGAAGCUGGCCACCGCACGGUUUAAGCUUCAGGACAUGAAGCUCGUCAAGAAAUGUGUUCCAAAUGCGACCAUCAAUGAUGUUCUUGUGGGGGUGGUUUCAGCAGGGCUAUCAAGAUACCUAGAUCACCGAACACCAAAUGGUUUGCCCGAGGGGCUUCGAAUUACAGGGAUGGUUAUGGUAAAUUUAAGAGAGCAACUUAGAUUGCAGGAACAAUCAGAUUUGAUGAAAAGCAACUCUGGAUCGAGUUGGGGUAACAAAUUCAGCACGUUUCUCCUACCUAUUUAUUAUAAAAAAAGUUCUGGAACUGAACCUCUGGAAUAUUUGAGGAGAGCUAAGGUGAUUAUGGACCGCAAGAAACAGUCUCUGGAGGCUCUUUGGUCGUACAAAAUUUUGUGUUUUUUAAUGACCUAUUUGGGAGCAGAGAUUGCUACUCGGCUUCUUUACAGGACUGUCUGCAACACUAGCUUUGCUAUCUCAAAUAUACCUGGCCCACAAGAAGAAAUUGCAGUUGGAGGAAACCCUAUAACUUACCUCAGAGUGAAUGCAUCUAGCGUGCCCCAGGCACUUCUAAUGCAUAUGGUGAGCUACGUGGAAAGAGCAGACAUGCAAAUUUUGGUUGCUAAAGAUAUCAUUCCUGACCCGGAAUUUCUUGCAAAGUGCUUUGAGGAGGCCUUGCUUGAUAUGAAGGAAGCAGCCCAUUGA
Prunus avium (sweet cherry) is the source of this 2283-nucleotide messenger RNA. Its product is annotated as wax ester synthase/diacylglycerol acyltransferase 11-like. Gene Ontology annotation, molecular function: diacylglycerol O-acyltransferase activity. Gene Ontology annotation, biological process: triglyceride biosynthetic process. Gene Ontology annotation, cellular component: plasma membrane. Lineage: Eukaryota; Viridiplantae; Streptophyta; Magnoliopsida; Rosales; Rosaceae. The record is from RefSeq and is a predicted model, not a curated record.